Molecule: messenger RNA, 4591 nt
Organism: Macrobrachium nipponense
Lineage: Eukaryota; Metazoa; Arthropoda; Malacostraca; Decapoda; Palaemonidae
Product: forkhead box protein G1-like
Exons: 7
Coding region: 297-809 (170 amino acids)
Source: RefSeq, a predicted model, not a curated record
CAAGUCGAGUCAGUCUGUCAGUAAGGCCUGGGAACCCUGGCUACAAAGACGUAUAUAUAAUUUUGUGCAGUUGUCUGUGAGAGAGUGUCUGUUAGUCAGUAUAGGACAAGCAUUUAAAGUCUCCUUGCCCCGUUAUAUGGACGAAGCUACGCUGUCCUAGUUUUGGCAUUAUCCUGCAUUGAAGGUGAGGAAGACUUUCUGUACAGAGUCGCAGUAAACACUGGAAUCUUCUUGGGCAAGUUGCUGUGACGGCAACACAGUUGACCAAGAGUUGCAUCGGCUGAGGACGACCCAGAAUGACAGCUGCCACAGAGCCAACGCUCAAACCCCGACAGUUACAGGUGGCGCGGUUACGGAGGGAGGAAGAAGAAGAAAGCUGGAUAAGUGGAGAAGAGCUGUACACAGAAGGAAGCAGCGAUGAUGAGGCCAUAAGCCAGGGCCACUGCAAAAGUCCAGCACACCACCAUCAUCAUCACCAUCACCACCACCCAAAGCCCCCAACAGACCUUCCAUUAGAUGACCCACCAAAGAAAGUAGGGCCACUUCCAAGCACAAGUCCCAAAUCUCCACCUUUGGCUACUUCUGAACCUGCUGCACAGGAUGAUCCUCACUUGACUGAGACAACACGACGCCUAUCCUUAAUGGGUGUUGAGGAAGCUGGAGCUGUUAAGGUUUCACCAAGAGCAACUGAUGAACAGGUGGAAGAACAAGAAGAUGUAAUGUUGUGGCGGCCAAAAAGAGGAUCUAUUAAACUGCCUCAUAUUGAGCUUGAUCCUCCCUCCACUCCACUGCAGCAAGUAUCAGGCUGAAGAGGAAAUGAAAUAUCUUUGUGACAAGGCUUUUGAUAAAUUGUACCUUUACUCUCAUUCUCAUAGUAGAUUGAAGUCUGUCUCCCAUAUGCGGCUUUGUAAUAUAGCUUCUUUCUACACUCCAAAACCCUUAUGGUAAUCACAAUGAGUAAACUAGCAUUAACAACUACAAGUAAGCAAGACUUGUACAAAUACAUUUUUUUGUAUUUACAUUCAGUACAUUAUAUACCAGGGACAUAAAUGUAUGGACAUUUUAUCAUAUAGUAAGUUUGCAUUACAUGUUAUUAAUAGUUUUCAGAUCAAGUUUUACUUCAUUGCCAUUUUGCUCUUCAGAUUUCUUCCCAAUGUGUUUUUGCAAAACCAGGGCAAGUGCUAGAAACAGAAACACUGUACUACAUACAGUAUAAGCAUGGCUGUAGAUAAUCAAAAGUGUUAUGCCAUUACACUUCAGUGCAUUUUUUAAAUUCCUGUUGGCCAUUUUGUCAUGCCUGACCAGCCUGUGAUCUGUCAUGGCUCACACACCUGUUUUAUGAAAAUUACGACUAAUCUUCAAGAUAACCUUGCAGUGAAAUCAAUAACCGUAUCCAACAGAAAUGUUUGACUGUUAAAGGAUUACCCUGUAAAUAUUUUGUAAUGCAUGAAAUGCCAUCAAGAGUAAUGUUAAACAAAACUACAGUUUAAGAGUAUUGUAACUAUGAACAUAGUAAUAUUUUAUAUUUUUCAUCAUUUGUAUUUGUUAUAUAAAAAAAAAACAAUAUCCCUGGGAGGCAUAUCUCUAUACCCUUGUUUCAGUGAAUGAUUUAACCACAAAAAUGGAGAGUAGCUUUUCCAUUCCACCAUUUUAAGUUAUAAAGUUAGAACUUAAUUUUUUCUCCUGUUAAUUAAUUUGUAAUACUAAUCUCUAUUUCUGUACCCUUAGCACCAUUACUGUAUCUGACAACAAAAUCUUGAAACUAUUACAGUAUUUAGUAUUGUACUUUAAAGCUAGCGUAUUGUUAAUUUGACAGUUUUUUUUUUUCUCCAUUUAUACUUUAUAAAUUUCAGUAUACCACUAAUAACUUAUGAAAUUUUUUUGUAUUAUCCUCUAUUUGCAUUUUUUUUUCAUCUAACCACAGAGAAAUGUGGUGAAAUUAUUAACCUUAAAUGAAACCAAUCCCAUAAUUUUUUGGCAAGCAUGCUAUGUUAACAUAUACGUACCUGCAUAAAUAAUAUUCCACGAAAAGUGGUUUACUAAAAUAUACUUUUUCAAGUAAUUAUAAUAAUCUUAUUAACUUAUUUUGUCCUAUCAAUUUAUAAUGGUGGUAGAAAUCUUACUGAAAAUAGAAAAUCAUUUGUCCAAGCACUGCUCUGCCGCAAAAACAAAAUGCCUGAUUACAUGUGUUUUAUCAGGCAUGUGUUUUGUGUACAGGAAUUUUAUUUUCUAUCAAGCACAUACAUUCAUCACAGUCUUAAAAGUCAAAUUAUAUGCCCUUUUGAAUAAUUAUUUAGCAGCUACGCAAAACAAAAUAUAUGCUCAUUGCACUAACUUAUGCUCUUAGUACCCUAUAUUUUUAAGCUAAAUUUUCAUGGCAACCAGAAAUGGACGGGAAGGUAUCAAACAAAUUGAACAAAGCCACGUACAAGAUCUAAGUUUUUUAGUACGUUGUCUAUAUUUCCUAUCUAACUAAUAUUUUAUUUAACACUCACAGUAGAAACCUUCAAUAUAAUUUUCACCAUACAUUUUGAUCUGUGAUCACUAAGUUUUAAUCUUAGUAUUUGAGCAUGUAUCACAAAACAUCAUCUCUGCUGUUAAAUGAAUAUGACUUUCAUCUCAAAUAUUCAUAAUUAUGAAAGCUUAUGAAAAAGGCAUCUAUGAAAUCUACUAUGAGAACUCCAAAGCCAUGAAUAGGUUUCCAAGGGAAAAAUUCACAAUCAUCAUCCUUAUGUACUCUAGUUAAUGCAAAUCAUUUAUGCACAUAAUCAAAUAUGGUGGACAAAGAAUUAUUUGCCUCUAUUUUGCAGUCUUGGUAUAAUCUUUUUCCUAAUAUGCUAUUAAUACUGCAACAACAACCACAUCCCCUUUCACUACUAUACUUCUACAUAUUUUUUACUUCCACAACUAUUAGUCUAUCCUGUUAAUGUACUGUAAAAUUUAAUUCUUAUCUUUAUGCAUGAUGAGAUAACAUUAAAUGUUAUUUUGAAACUACUUAUCAUUUUAAUAUUUCACUGUACAUAGCUUAUGACUAAGAUUUAUACAUUGUACAAUAUGUGCACAAUAUUCUAUAAAAAAAAAUAAAUAAAAUACUAUUCAAAUGUAUAUGUAUACACAACAUGUAUAAUAAAUGUUAUGUCCAGGAUUUUAAAACUGAACAUUACAUAAUCCAGAUAUUUUCUGAUCUAGGCAAACUUUUCACUGAAAUGCAUUGAUGCAAAAUGAAUAGUAAACUACCUACCAUUUUGGGUUUCAUAGUGAAUUUGCAAUAACUGCAAAUACUUGUCUUUAGAUGAGAUUAAGUCUGGUUUACUGUAGCUAUACAUGUACUGAGAGCCUAUUAUAUAUAAACACAAAUAUUUGAAUAUAUGAGAUUGAGAUUUUGUGGAUAUGAAUAUUUUGUAAUAAAAUAAUCAGCUUGUAUUUGUUAAGAGUACCAUUUAUGUCAUUAUCUGAAUAUUUACAUAACCUGUAUAUAUCAAAGGCAACAAACUAUUCACCAGUUUGUUGCUUUUAUAUAGAUCUAUAUGAUGGGACUCAAGUCCUGAGACAAAAACCUUUAAGCGGAAAUAGCCAACGCCUUUUAAAAAGUAAAACAUUCUUCAGUAAUGAUGCCAAAAGAUACCCAGAGCUUUAACAAGUAUGUACCAUGCCCUCCAUUAAGACAUUCUUCUAUCUGGUCUAUUAAGUAACACCAGCAAAUUAUGUAUACUUAGGAAAGAAUUUUGUAAAAAGAAACAAAAGUGUCAUGGGACAAAAUAUUGCACAAAACGAGCAUAAGCCUGCAACUACAAGAUUAACACAUCAUCAGCUAUUAAAAGUGGUUAGAGAAAUAUAGAGCAAACUAAGGCUGUCAUACAGGCCAACAGGAAUGAGGAAACAACUAACAUCAUAUAAGGUACUUAAACUUCAGUAAUAAUGCUGUCAGUAGGGACAACUUGUGAACUACCGAGUGCCCUGUCCACUCGGUUGAAUUUGUUAAUUGGUUUGAGUGCCUUGCCCACUAACUGAAUUUGUUAUCAUAUUACUUAUUAAAAGGAAAAUCUCUACUCUUAUGAUAUUGCCCAAGCAAUGUAUGUAGGACUGAUUUCCUCAAAGAUUUACUACUAGCAAAACACUAGUAAUAGCAUUAUGGUGCAACUACUCAGUUUCAAAGAAUAGGCCGCAAAUCAAACUUUGAGCAUAAUACAGACAAGUCUUUUGCAACUGAAAACUUGGAAUUGGAUGCUCUAGCUCUAUUGUCCUUAGCAUCUUUGUUGGAUUAUACUGUGGUAUCUUGAUACUAUCCUUGAGGGACUGAACUGAUUGAAGAAUAUUACUUUUCCAAGACUUGCUGUUCACCAGCCGUUAUGUAAGUUACUGUAUGUUUUUUCUGAUCUUCAUUUUCUAACUUUUAUUCCUACAAAAUAUGUAAAUGCUGAAAGUUGUUACCUUAUGAAUUUAUCAUUUGUUGCACUGUUUAUGCUACCAGUUUCUCUAAAUUUUAAAUACUUUAGCUUGGUUUUUGAUGACCAACACCUUUUUUUAUCUACCUAACUGCACAUAACUUCAUAUCAAAUUACUGUUUAAAUAAAGAAUUUGUGAUUCUUAA